CAACUGCUCCCCUCCAUCGCUUCGCUGUACCAACAACUCCACCUUUCUCUAACCCUUCUUCCUCUCUACUUCUCAUACCCGUGGCUUCCUCUGUGACUUUGCAACCUGCACAAUAUACAAGCGCCACCAUGUCAAGCGCGCAAGUGCUGAAGGCCGACAAGGACUUCACUAAAGAGGUCGAUAAGCUUCUACCAGAAGCCCAACAGCUUGCAAAUCAAGGCAAUGCUCAAGCCGCGAUCGAGAAGUUACUUCUGCUCGAGAAGCAGACCCGCCAGGCCUCUGAUCUAGCGUCUACGUCUCGAAUCCUCGUCGCCAUAUGCACAAUAGCUAAGGAAGCCGAAGAUUGGAGCUUGCUGAACGAGCAGGUGCUGUUACUGUCUAAGAAGCAUGGACAGCUCAAGCAGGCCACCACCAAGAUGGUACAAGUGGUGAUGGGCUUCUUGGAUGGUACACCGAGUCUCGAGACAAAGCUCUCUGUAAUCGAGACCUUGCGGACGGUCACCGAGGGCAAGAUCUUUGUAGAAGUCGAGAGAGCCCGCAUCACCCGAAUAUUAUCCAACAUCAAGAAGGAACAAGGUGACAUCACCGCAGCUACAGAUAUCCUGUGCGAGCUUCAGGUGGAGACGUUUGGUUCUAUGACACGCCGAGAGAAGACGGAGUUUAUUCUACAGCAGGUGGCGCUCUGCAUAGAGAAGGGCGACUGGACACAGGCUGGUAUUCUUAGCAGGAAAAUCAGCACGCGGUACUUCACACGGAAGCCGAAGAAGACUCCCGAGCAGCUAGAGAAGGAGAAGAAGGAACGCGAAGAGAAGGAGAAGAACAGAAGCGCUGAUGACCCACCAGUGGAGCCAGAAGACGAUGUCACGGAUCUUAAGCUUCGGUACUAUGAGCAGCAGAUCACACUAGCCAAGCAUGAGGAUAAGUAUCUUAAUGUUUGCAAGCAUUACCGGCAGGUACUCGAUACGGAAGCGGUUGAGGAGGACCCAAAGAAACUCCGCGCGAUCCUCCAGCGAGUCAUCUACUUCGUCAUCCUCGCCCCAUACGACAAUGAGCAGUCUGAUCUCAUCCACCGCAUCCAGAGAGACUCCCGAAAUUCCGUGAUCCCGCAAGAUGCGCAGUUAGUCAAGCUGUUCACCGUCCCCGAACUUAUGAGGUGGCCUAUGGUUGCUAAGCAGUUUGGUCCUCACUUGACGGAAACCGAUGUCUUCGAUGCGGAGAAGGACGAUUCGGACGACCCGAAGGCACACCAGCGAUGGCAGGACCUACGAAAGCGGGUCAUUGAGCACAACGUUCGUGUCGUCGCCAAGUACUAUACUCGGAUUCAGAUCCCGCGGCUUACACAGCUUCUUGACCUUACCGAGGAUGAGACGGAAAAGUACAUUAGCGAGUUGGUCACGGCAAAGACCAUCCACGCUAAGAUCGAUCGACCGGCCCGUAUCGUGAGCUUUGCUAAGCCCAGAGAUGCUGAUGAUGUGUUGAAUGAGUGGAGUGGGAACAUGAAGAGCUUAUUAGGACUGUUAGAGCGGAUUGAUCAUCUCAUCACUAAGGAGGAGAUGAUGGCGCGGAUACAAGCCCCCACGAAGGCAGAGAAGGGCAAGACAACUAAAGCAAAAUAAGGGAGAGGAGGCAUGCAUUGAUACACAAGGAAAGCCUCGGAUAGUCUAGACAUAAGGCUUCUAUAGCUUGGGCUCGUCGCAUCAUAUGCGCGAUGUAAUAUAGACGUCUAACGAUGUCUCGUCCAUCUAGGUGCCGUAUCCGAUCUAUGAUCAACGCCAUACUUCCAGGUAAUGCUUCUACGAUCAGAAAAAUCAGAACGGGACAUCCAUAUCCUCGACACUCU
This is a messenger RNA of Lindgomyces ingoldianus, 1840 nucleotides long. RefSeq lists its product as uncharacterized. The transcript has 5 exons. NCBI's taxonomy places the organism in Eukaryota, Fungi, Ascomycota, Dothideomycetes, Pleosporales, Lindgomycetaceae. Gene Ontology annotation, cellular component: nuclear proteasome complex; proteasome regulatory particle, lid subcomplex; cytoplasm. The coding region runs from base 129 to 1616 and encodes 495 amino acids. The record is from RefSeq and is a predicted model, not a curated record.